This is a messenger RNA of Silurus meridionalis, 831 nucleotides long. Its product is annotated as beta-galactoside-binding lectin-like. The transcript is spliced from 4 exons. NCBI's taxonomy places the organism in Eukaryota, Metazoa, Chordata, Actinopteri, Siluriformes, Siluridae. The coding region runs from base 133 to 537 and encodes 134 amino acids. Gene Ontology annotation, molecular function: laminin binding; galactoside binding; carbohydrate binding. The record is from RefSeq and is a predicted model, not a curated record.
GCUGUAUCUAUCAAUCACGCCUCUUUCGCCCCGCCCACAGUCCCCGGCUCUAAAUAAGAUCACGCGCACUGCGACUUUCUCCUGCAAUCGCCUGUUCUACUGUUCCGCAGUGACCACAGACCAAAAGUCAGCAUGAAUGGUGUAGUAGUGCAGAACUGGUCCUUUAAAUCAGGACAAACGCUGACUAUAACCGGAGUCCCCAGUCGCGACGCCACCAACUUUGCCAUUAACAUCGGGAACAGUCCAGACGAAAUCGCUCUGCACAUGAACCCUCGCUUCGACGCUCAUGGGGAUAACCGCACCGUGGUGUGUAACUCCUUACAUGGAGGUAGCUGGUGUGAGGAGCACCGUCCUGAUGGCUUUUCCUUCAAUCAAGAAGAGGAGUUUAAGAUGUGGAUCAAAUUCACCAAUGAGGAGUUUACAAUCACGCUCCCAGACCAGUCGGAGAUCCGCUUCCCAAACCGCCCCGGUGCUGAGAAGUACAGCUUCAUGAACUUCGAUGGUGAGGUGCGAAUCCACAGCAUCGAGAUCAAGUAGAAUGGAUUUCUGCAGUGCUGGAACAUGUCUGGCCACAUGCACCACUAAUUCACCCCAGUGUUCUUCUGCCUUACACGCCACCGCACCACUACACAACAAGCGCUUCGAGAACCCGUGAGAACACACACACCGAGAUCCUGAUCACUGAAUAAAACAACGAGCUUCAUGUUUACAGCAGAGCAGUUUUAACGUCAUUCCAAAAACCUCCUACAGCUUCAUUUUGUAGCUGAAAGCAGCUUAUACUUUGUUGUUUUGCUUUUUGUUUCAAUAAAAUAAAAAACGAUUUGAAUAAAA